AUGGUUGAGAAAAUUGGAAUUUUAUGUUUCACACUCAUUCUUAGUGUCUUUCUGACAUUUCAUGGAGUUACAGGCGACAAUAUUUUUGAGCUAGAGGGUCUUCAGGAUCUUCGAGUCGCAGCUAACACAGGAGGGAUUUUUUACCUUAAAGAUUUAAUUCAAGGCAAAAAUCUCACUUAUAGUCUCAGCGGAGAAAUCAUUAAUAAUACUCAAGCUGAACUCCCUCAUUUAUCUCAAGGAAUAACCUUGGCUGGCUCUGUUAAUAAAAAUCAAAGCAUCCCAUCAGCAAACGGUUUUGAGUUAAUAGGACAAGAUCCUAUGAAUCUAGGUACCAUUUUCAUUAUAGAAGAAAAUAAUUUAACUCUCUGGGACAUUUCUGAUGCUUCCGCCCCACAAAUGAUUACUUCAUACCAGCCUCCUUUCCAAUCAAGUAUAAUUAGCGUAGUUCCAUACUCUAAUGGACUUAGCAGUGUUUGUGCUAUACUGCAAGCUACUUCAGCAGGUUUCAAAGCAGGCCUUAUUAAUGUUACUAACUAUGAAGAGGUAAAUUACUUAUCAGAAAUGAGUGUUACAAUUACAUCUAAGGGAAGCAUCAUUGGUGCAAGCAUUUAUGGUUCGGAUAACGAAAUUUGGCAUGCUGUUGUCCUUUCCAACUCAGACUAUCAAAUUGUGAUUUUCCAUUACAAUUUGACGUCGCGAUCUGCUGAGCUUUUCAACCAGAUAAAUGGAAGUGCAGUUGAGGAGAAGCAAUUCAACCCAAUCAGUGUAGCUUUUAGUAAUUCUGGAGGUUAUAUCUGUGAUCAGACAAAUGGGAUAUAUCAAUUCCAGUCGUCGAAUUUCUUUUCAGCUCCAAACCAGCCCCUUUUGAUCACAUCCCUUCUUGCAGACCCAACAGAUUUUGGAGAGAUCUUUUCAUGCAAUUUUCAAGGUGACGUUCUAUACGUUGGAACAGCUUCUGGAAUAGUCCUAUACGGAUUACCAGAGUUUUACUAUAUAAAGAAGCUUGCAAGAUAUCAAGAUCCAUCUCAACCCUAUAUAUUAAGCAAUCUUCCAAGAAUCAGUCUGUAUCCUCCUGAGCUGAUAACUGGCUACUAUGUAAUAGAUGCAAACACUGUGACUUUUAGAAUCUCAAUGCUCGAUGAAGAAAUGUAUGAAAACCUGUUGUAUGGCCGCCUUAGUCGGCAACACUGCUCGGAGGCGCAUAUUGGUGAUCGAGGCUGACUGGCCCCAGACGGUCGGCGGGCCCUGUGCGGCGAAGAAGCAGCGGGAAGCUCUGGGUCGGGGCAAUCCCGUAAAUGGCGUUAAACACAGUUAAUAAUUAAGUAAGUAAGAAAACCUGUUGUAUGACAUUCCAGUCAACGAACUCUUUUACGAUGACUCGAGCAAUGACACAACUCCUCCAUAUAUUAUUGCUUACAAUGUCGAUACUGAUUUUUAUUACAUUAUUUUCAGCACACCAAAUUAUGUGUUUUCAUAUGAAAUCGACACUAAUCCAAUGAUCACACUUUUUUCAAGCAACUCAGGCUAUACAUUUAAUGGGACACUAGAAGUCUGGAACUCCUUUAGCCAGAUUUCUCCAAAUGUAAGUAUACAGGGAGUUGAUCCAAGGGAUUAUACAAUCUACACAUGGAGAGGAAACUCAGCAGCAGAUGGGUUUUUAAAUCCAGACACUAUUGAGCUCUACACAGAAAUUAACAUAACCAAGCUAAAUCAGGUUUUCUAUCUCCCAUUGACUAACUACUUGUCUGGGCAGGACUUGAGCUACCAAAUGUAUAUGAGUAAUCCUAUUGAUGGGUGUGAAGUCAAUAUCAUCAUGCCUCCGAAGAGCAAUAUCAUUUCAUCAACCCAGGUCACCACAGCAGGGUACUCGCCAGUCGUUAUAUCAGACUUUGAUGACAAAUUGAGAGUAAUUGUUGCCGUUCCAAGCUCCACAUCUUAUGCUUUCCUUUAUUCAUCAACCAACGAAGGGACAUUUUUGCAGUCUACUUUAAAGUGUUCAGAUCCCACUAAGACUGCCACUCUUGCUACUACGUAUAACUUUGAGGAUAAAUAUAUCCUUAUUGAAUGCUCAUCCCAAAGUUCAAGUACUGGACUAUUUAGCGUUGACUGGGAUAUUUAUGUUCUCUAUACUGAUUAUACAGUUUCCUACUUGAAUACCAUUUCAUACACCCAGACCCUAUUUUCCGAGAAAAUUGGUUUUGUGUGUGAUAUAUUCUAUGCUGAGAAAGGCAACCAAAUUCAGCUAUUCAAUAUGACAGUAGGGUCCAAUGCAAUCGCUCUGAAUCCUCUUCAGAUAAUUAGCAGCGAUUCACUUAAUGGAAUUACAGAAUUCACUCCUACUGAUAUUUCUCCUGAUAAUGAUUUCUGCAAUCUUUAUGUCUAUGAUUUGGUCAACGGACUGAUAUUGGUUUAUCUCAAAGAUAUUACUGAAAAGCAAACUCUAUAUGAUUAUCAGCUCUUCUCUACCUUCGGAGAUAGAGAAAGUAGUGUUUUUAUAUCAUAUACCAAUGGAAACUUGUUUAUUAUUUCUUCUGAAGAAGCAGACCCAUUCAGUAUAAUUGUUUGCAAUAUAGAUGAAAAUGAGCUCGUGUACGAAAAGACUUUGCCAGUGAUGCCAGGCUGUAGCUACACUGGACUUUCAGUUACUGAGGACUUCUUGCUAGUCUUCUGCCAGAACAUUCAACAAAAUAAAGUGCUCGUGUUCGACUAUCACAAUCUGUACACAUUCGAGAGCCUUUAUACAACUAUCAACUUGUCUCAGGUCGGAAGUAUAUCAGCAGUCAAGGCAGAAAAUAAUCUUCUCUUUGUCUAUUCUGGACAGUACCUGAGCACUUAUACUGUGGGCCAAGUUUCGGAUUACAUUUCUCUUUAUCAGCAUUCCUAUAUGCUGCCUUACUUUACUGGAAUUUCGACUUGGGCUCUUUUGGAAUUCAACUUCACUCAAGUCCCCGAUGAAAAUGUAUCAGGAGACCUCAAGUUGAUAGCAAAAAACGAACUUUAUUCUGAUUCAGUAAUCAUCACUUUUGCUUUCUUGUCAAGAGGGACAGUCAUUGAGCUCAAUGAUAGAUUCGACGUUGAAAACUCAGUUUUGACUUCUGGGAGCAAAGUGAAAGUUAUUGAUGCUCAAUUCUCAACUCCGAUCCCAUUGUCAGCAUUCAUAGGUAAUAAUAUAGAAUUUGGCCUUGUUUAUUCAAAUGGAACUAGAAUCGACCCAACGGAUUAUUGCAAUGCAGCCCAGCCUAUAUGUAUUCUGGGAAAGUAUUCCAUGGGCGAAACCUUAACAUUCAAUAACUUGACUACUUUUGCGUACGAUAUGGCCAGCUAUGGAGAAAUUCUUUAUAUUUCAGCGCCGAAUCAAAUUCUUGCAUAUAACACCAGUGAGUCGCCUAGCAAACUAUUACAGAUCUACAAUCUUGCAAAUAUCAACCAAGCAUACUUCACUUCUUGCUAUAAAAUUCAUACAGUAGGAGGGUUCCCUCAGCUUUUAAUUAUGUCAUGUGAGGUUUUUGCAAAAUCCUCAUCAACUUAUGGGAACACUUACUUGAUGACACUGAAUCUUACAGACUUUUCUUCAGGAUUUCCAAUACCAUCUGCAUAUCCUGCAUAUAUCAUUGAGACUGUUGUUGAUAGCUCUCAACUUUACCCACUAGUUUUUGUGUAUAACGGAGAAGACUUAAAGAUCUACCAACUCGUUAAGCAAGACUCUCAGUAUGAAUUAAACCCUUACUUCACUCUGGAUGCAGAGUCUUUGGACUUAAACCAGUUUUAUUUGACUUCAAUUUUAUACACAAGUCCUACUGAGUUAAUUUUGAUUGAAGAAAGUGCAGGAUUUCUUUGGCUAAAAACCAACAAUCUGCCUCCAAAUCCAGUCUUCUACGAUUUGGUUAGCGUUAUUUCAUUUGAGUCACUGAUUGCAGAUUAUGGAGGCCUUCAUUUAAUGUCAGCUGUUCUACUGAGCGAUAAUAUGACUAUCAUUGCUACAGAGUAUCAAGGGGACGCCUAUAUUUUCCGCUUGGGAGACACAGACAUCAAUUUCGUUAGACAAGUUCCAUCUAUAAACGAAGAAAACGCCUUCUGGAUGAAUUCUUUGGUAGCAAUUGAGAGCUUACAGCUUUUUGCUUAUCCCUAUUUUAAUUAUAAAACUGACCAGACUUUCCCUAACUCCACCCCCCCUCCGUGAGUGAACAAAAAAAAUUUUGUUCACUCACGGGGGGUUAAUUUUUUUUUUUUAAAAAAUUUAUAUAUAAAUUUUAUAAAAAAUAUUUUUUUCGAAAUUUAAAAAAAUCUUAAUUCGCAAAAAUUGGAAAGCAAAUAUUAAUUUAAUUUAUAAAAUUUAUAUUUUAAAAAGCAAUUCGUUUAAAAUUAAACAGAAUUAGCUCUAGAUUUCAUUAUAAUAAUUAUCAUUUAUAUAUCAAAAUUUUUUUCCCAUAAAAAAUUUUUCUAUUAAAAAAAUUUUUGUUCACUCACAAAUGGUGGGUUUUUGGGCAAAAAAUAGCGAUUUUUCUAAUGGUUUUGUUCACUCACGGAGGGGGGAGUAAGAGUUGUCAAUUAUUCUCAGCCAAAUGACAAUGCAAUUUACACUGAAAUCCCACUUGGCUCUGAGAGUCCUGAAACUAAUAUCGCUAACUUUCUCAAUACAAAAAUUAUACUGGGAAACUCUGAAAAAUUGGGGAUUGUGGAAAUGAUUUUGAUGGUGCAGACCUCCCUUGACAGCACUACUGAAAUUGUGAGUGCCACUUUGCGAACGUUUCCACUUGUCAUUUAUAAUCCAAUCGGACGUGAGGACUCUGAAACUUUAGAGCUAGAAGCAAGCAUCGAGGACUCAGGUUCAAAAGAAUCUUUAGGAACAGCUAAAGUUGAGUUUUCUCCUAAAGGUUCAACUCCUAGCAAAGAUGGGAGCAGCAAGAGCUCAGAAUGAUAUAAAAAAUGGUGGGUGUGGCUGGCUGUUGGUCUGGGCAUUCUUCUUUUCAUAUCGGCAGGAGUUUUCACUUAUAUUUUCAUCAACAAGAGAAAAACAAAGCACAGGUAUGAGAAUAUGAUUGAAAGCGCAUCAUUAAACUCAUAA
Messenger RNA from Blepharisma stoltei, 5065 nucleotides. The record is from the annotation of a GenBank genome assembly. Lineage: Eukaryota; Ciliophora; Heterotrichea; Heterotrichida; Blepharismidae.